Messenger RNA from Cloeon dipterum, 2602 nucleotides. Its product is annotated as protein RUFY3. Gene Ontology annotation, molecular function: metal ion binding. The record is from RefSeq and is a predicted model, not a curated record. The coding region runs from base 194 to 2173 and encodes 659 amino acids. NCBI's taxonomy places the organism in Eukaryota, Metazoa, Arthropoda, Insecta, Ephemeroptera, Baetidae. Gene Ontology annotation, cellular component: cytoplasm. The transcript has 13 exons.
AAAUCCGUCAUUGUCUGACGGAGCAGGAGGUGCCCGACAGUGAGACACAGGGUUGCCGGGGGGUGGUUGUGGCCCGGCCGAGUUUGCGGGUCGGCCGUGCGCAGCGCCGCGAUCCGCGAUUGGAAAAUCAAUAAGACGUCGCUCGUCGAGCGAAACAAACCGCCGCACUUUGACAUUACUCUGGCCGGUCGCAAUGGUGGGCUCGGAGAUCGCGGGCGCCCAGGACACCAUUUACUUGUGUAACUUCCGCGUGUCCGUCGACGGCGAGUGGCUGUGUCUGAAGGAACUGCAGGACGUCGAGUUCUCGAGCAACCCCGGACACCUCUCCCCGACCAGUCCCACGAUCGACCACCCCGCACUCCUCGCUCGCGACCCAGCAGCUGUCGAGCGCAGCAAUCUGGUCAACAUCUCGAAACUCGUAGUCAAAGAGCUGAUCGAAACGUCGCUAAAACAUGGUCGAAUGCUGGAUUCGGACCACAUGCCACUGCAGCACUUUUUCAUUGUGCUUGAGCAUGUGAUGAGACACGGUCUCAAGCCAAAAAAGGGCCUGCUGGGACCGAAAAAAGAGUUGUGGGAUGUCUUGCAGAUGGUCGAGCGGUACAAUGCAGAGGCUGCUGACAUCACGGCCAGCGUCAGAGACCUGCCCGUCCGGACUCAUAUGGGCCGCGCGAGGGCCUGGCUGCGAUUGGCGCUGAUGCAGAAAAAGCUGGCCGACUAUGUGAAAGUGCUGAUUGACCAUCGGGACGGGAUGAUGCCCGACUUUUAUGAGCUGGAGGCUCUGAUGAUGAGCGAGGAGUCGGUCGUAAUCAUGGGUCUGCUCGUCGGUCUCAACGUGAUUGACUGCAAUUUGUGUCUCAAGGGUGAAGACCUCGACAGCCAACAGGGCGUGAUCGAUUUUUCACUCUAUUUGAGAAGUCCGGGCCAAAGUGGCGAGGCGCCAAAUGAGGAGGGAGAUCUAGACAACAUGAGCACGGUCCUAGACCAGAAAAAUUACAUUGAGGAACUCAACAGGCAUCUAAACGCAACAGUGACAAACCUGCAAGCCAAAGUUGAAGCGCUGACCACGACAAACGCACUGAUGAAAGAGGAUCUCAUGAUCGCGCGGAACAGUCUGAAAAGUAUGCAAGAGGAGAAUGAGGCGUUGCGUCGGGAAAUAAACACGGAAAAUCCACACGGACACAAAUCAAAAGACGAGGUUUGCAGUGCAGCUGAAAGAUCUGUCAAAAGAAUAACCCUCCAGGAAAUGGAAGAUAUAAAGAAACAGUUGGAACAGGAACGAAACAGAAGAAUCGAGGUCGAGAAGGAAUUUGAAAUCCAGACAAGCAUCAAGGCAGAAAUGGAAGUGGCUAUGAAACUGUUGGAAAAAGACAUUCACGAAAAGCAGGAUACGGUUAUCUCAUUGCGGCGACAAUUGGAUGAUAUCAAAUUUAUCAAUCUGGAAAUGUACAAGAAACUUGAGGAAUGCGAGCAGGAACUGAAACAAAAGGGGGAGAUGGCAUGUGAUAACUCAAUUAAACAUAAAACUGAACUAAUUAGCAAGUUGGAAAGCAAGACCGAAGCCAUGGCGGAAACUAUUCAAAAGUUAGAAGAAAAAAGUGCCAUGGAAGUGGUGCAGAGGAGAUUGGCCGAAGAAGAGAAUAAACGCAAGGGCCAAAUGGAGGAGGCUAAACGCGUUGCAGCUAGUAGUAAUCUAGAGGAUGAGCUGAGAAUAGAAAGAGAAUGGAGAUUGAGUUUGGAAAGGGCCGUCGAAAAGGAAAAAGAUAAAUUCGCCGACUUGGAUUCAGAAAUGGAACAGCUCAGAAAGGAGCUCCAAGAGGCCAACUCUGAGAUUAUUAAACUCGGUCAGGAAAAGAGAGAACAAGACCUGACCCUGGAAGAAAUGGGAUCGCAGCUCAGCCAGUCCAAACUGCAAAUCAUCGAAAUGCGAGAGGAUCGGGAGAAGAGUCUCAAGUUGAACGCAAAAUGGGCCAAAGACAGUGAAGCCGUUGAGUGUUUUGCCUGUCACACAGCUUUCAACCUAACCAAGAGAAAGCACCAUUGUCGCAGCUGCGGAGAAAUAUUCUGCAAUGACUGUUCUGACAAUCAGAUGCCUCUGCCGAGUUCUGCAAAGCCAGUGCGCGUCUGUGAUGAGUGCAACCUCAAGAUCCUGUCAAAGCAGUCGGUCGUCCGAUAGCGUCAUCAUUUAUUUGUAGAAGAGGUGUGAAAUUAUCAUGAAAAAGACUGCUCUUGUAUAAAUAUGAUGUUAUCAAACGGAAGCUCACAAUAACCAUGUGUUCAUCGUUUAGAAGCACUUUUAUCCAGUGAUCGUGACUAACUUUUUAACCUGUAUUAACAAAAUAUAUCUUCCGUUCUUACCUGAAGAAUUAUUACCAAGAGAAAUUUAAUGUGGUUGUUGUCUACCAAAGCAUAUUAUGAGAGAUAAGGACCACUGCUGGCUAAUGGUCUAAAACAUUACCGUAACUUUUUAAUGUAGCACACUGGAUUCUAUCAUUGCGGUAUAAGUGUUUAAAUGUAAAGCUGAAUACUUUGAAAACAAAUUGGGCUGCUGAAAAUGCAUUUACAUUCAAGACGAAAUUGUUUUUGGUUUUGGACAUUCCUUUCU